GAAAAAGGGGGAAUUUUAGAACCUUACCAUGAUUGAAUAAUGACAAUAUUUAGGGGUUUUACAAAUUUUCUGACAUGUCAUCAGAUACAAGUCACAUAAGCAAGUCAUCCUUGUCUUGUGCAAAGUCAUUUCUCUCAAAGAAAAAGUAUGGUCGUUCCUUUGCCAAUUUUUUGCUCUUUUUAAAACUUUCACCUCAUAAACAAAGUGAAGUUAUAGAUGACUUUAUACAUUGUAUGACAGAAUGGACAAAUCAAUUGAUUUCAGAAGAAAGAAUUGAUGAUCUGUUUAAAUGUUAUGACCAGGCAUGUGAAAUCCUCCCAGAUUGUGAAUCUAUUCUAAAUAAUAUUGGAGCUCAGCUGUUUAGACUUGGUUACAUUGAAGAAGCAGCCUUGUACAUCAGAAGAUCUAUACAGAUAAAUCCAGAUUACACAGCAGCCAGACAGAAUUUAGAAAAUGUCUGCAGUCAUCUGGUUGAACGCUGGCAUUUCCGAAUGUUGAAUGAUGUGAGACGUAAUUGUGCCUACCGUAUUGCAAUACGUAGAGCAGCACAAAGAGGUCAUAGAUCAGUGUUAGAUAUAGGCUCUGGAACAGGAAUCUUAAGUUUAUUUGCCAUGAAGGCAGGUAUACCAGAAAUACAUGCAUGUGAGAAGUCCAAAACUAUGUGCGAGAUUGCCAAUGAUGUCUUCCAAGCCAACAAAGCUCAAGAUACAAUUGAUUUGAUCUGUAAAACAUCUACAGACAUCCUGAUUCCAGAGGACAUUCCUGACAGAAUAUCAUUGGUAGUGACAGAGACAUUUGAUGCAGCUUUGUUUGGAGAGAACAUUGUCAGUACAGUCCAGCAUGCUCUACAGAACUUAAUGAUUCCAGUUGACGAUGACAAGGAUGAGUUGAACCCUACAGUUAUACCAUGUGGAGCUACAAUAUAUGUAUGUCCAAUAGAAUGUGAAACAAUUAGGAACAAAAAUAGGUUUUUAUUCUCAGGUUUACAGAAUGUUGACAUUGCAUACAUUCCUAUACACUGUACAACAGGGUCAAAGGUCGAUCCAUACACUACAGAAAAUCUGUCAACAUUACGAGGGAGUUAUAAACCUUUAGCUGACCCAGUCAUUCUUACCAAGGUCAAUUUUACAAGUUUAGAGGAGUUAGACAUUUUAUGUUGUGGAAUACAGUGGAAUGCUGAUGUCUCAGUGACAAAGUGUGGUAAGCUGGACGCCAUUGCUCUGUGGUUUGACCUUCACCUUGAUGAGGACAUCUCAAUAUCAACAGAUCCAACCAAUAAAAACUGCUGGGAACAAGCUAUUUAUCCUGUGCUGCCCUCUAACUUCUGUUAUUUUCAGAAUGGGCAAGUGCAGAAUAAUUACCAAAUCCGUAGUGGAAGCAAGCUUCAUUUGUGUUUCAAUCUAGAUGGAAACUACCUGCAUUUAAAUUCUUGUCAAGUGAAAGACUCUGAUACAAUGAGUUGUGAUGUAGAAAUGGCGGAAAACUUUGUCUUGCAGAACUACCAUGAUCCCGUUUUACUAGAAAGAACAGAAAUCUCUAAAUUAAACAAUCUGGACAUAAACAGAAUCUAUUGCCAGGCGAUUGAAAAAUAUGUGAUAAAAGGCGAAAGUGAAAAUGUUUCUGUUUUAGACAUGUGCUUAGAACUUUCUCUUUUGACAAUUCAACUUUUAAAACAGGGAAUAUCCCAUGCUACUCUGUUGGCAAGAAAGGAAGUUCAUAAUGAUAUAAUUAGAAUAGCCAUGAACAAUGACCUUGACUUAAGUUGUCUAUUUAUAGAAGAUAAUGUUAGAAGUGUGUCUAAUUUGCAUAAUUUGUUGGUGUGUGAUAUAAUAGACACAUGUGGAGCUUUGAGACAACAGAUUCUGGAAGAUAUAGCUUUGCUCAGGGUGACCAGCUUAACCAAAGAAGGAAGAGUUAUGCCUGGGAGAGUAACUAUACAUGGAGUUUGUGUUGAGUCUGUAGAUUUACAGAGAGACAGUGCUGUCAUUAAUGAUGAAGUCACACUGGGAUUCACUGUUGCGAAAUUUAUGAAUGAUUUUCAGAUGACAACCCAUGUUGAUAUUGAUCUGUUAGAGUUAUCCCACAGAAAACUAUCAUCCCCUUUUGAACUUUUAACCUUUGACCUCAAUGAAGAGAUUUCAGAACAUCAUCCACCAUCUUUUUUAAAGAUUGAAAAUAAGGUGAAUGUCGUUUCUGAGGAAACAGGUCAGGUGACUGCUGUUGUGUAUUGGUUUGAAUUUGAACUGUAUGAUGGGAUACAUUUUACUACAUUAGAUACAGUCUCCCAUUGGAAACAGGCAGCCAUUAUGAUGAAACCAGCAGAGGAACCAGUUCUAGCUGGUCAGGAACUUACUUUACAUGUGACAUUAGAAAAUAGUUGUUUGAGUAUAAAAAUGGAGUCAUGUGUUUAAAUUAAAUUUUUAGAAAAGUU
This is a messenger RNA of Mytilus trossulus (common blue mussel), 2431 nucleotides long. RefSeq names its product protein arginine N-methyltransferase 9-like. The record is from RefSeq and is a predicted model, not a curated record. The coding region runs from base 75 to 2411 and encodes 778 amino acids. Lineage: Eukaryota; Metazoa; Mollusca; Bivalvia; Mytilida; Mytilidae. Gene Ontology annotation, biological process: peptidyl-arginine methylation. Gene Ontology annotation, molecular function: protein-arginine N-methyltransferase activity; protein binding. The transcript is spliced from 11 exons.